This is a messenger RNA of Microthlaspi erraticum, 558 nucleotides long. NCBI's taxonomy places the organism in Eukaryota, Viridiplantae, Streptophyta, Magnoliopsida, Brassicales, Brassicaceae. The record is from the annotation of a GenBank genome assembly.
AUGGUAGAACAGCCGAUGAAACCGGUGGCAUCUUUGCUUUUAGUCCUGAAUUUUUGUAUGUACGCCAUUGUUCUCGGGAUUGGAGCAUGGUCCAUGAACAAAGCCAUCAACCAUGGCUUCCUUAUUGGUGCGGAUUUUAGUCUUCCGACUCAUUUCUCGCCAAUAUACUUUCCAAUGGGCAAUGCGGCCACCGGAUUCUUUGUGAUGUUCGCUUUAAUUGCCGGAGUUGCUGGAGCUGCCUCGGUUAUAGCUGGCGCCAGUCAUUUACAGUCAUGGACUACGGCGAGUCUUCCGGCAGCUGUCUCUGCAGCUACCAUUGCUUGGUCGCUCACACUUUUAGCCAUGGGAUUCGGGUGCAAGGAAAUUGAACUUGGAAUGAGAAAUGCUCGUCUAGUAAAGAACAAUGGAGGCAUUUUUAAAUGUCUUCCUCCCUCCGCGAUCACACUGUUUUUCACCACUGCGAUUACAUCCGCGUUCUUAAUCCUGCUGAGGGUAGUCGGGACAAAAUUUCAAGUAGAAUUAAAGACGUUAGAGCUAUAUGGCAAGCCAAGUCCAUAA